Molecule: messenger RNA, 1221 nt
Organism: Haemonchus placei
Lineage: Eukaryota; Metazoa; Nematoda; Chromadorea; Rhabditida; Trichostrongylidae
Source: the annotation of a GenBank genome assembly
AUGUCAGUACGAGUUCGGUUUUCGGCGGCUCGCCCAGGUGUGGCUUACGUGGGAGAGCGAACCUGUGAGGGAAGCGGUAUGGCAGCUGAAAUUCUGUCAAAACCCAUGCCACCACUACAUAAAGAAGAGAAUUUUCGGAUGGAUGCUCACACAGCUGCAAGUAUUGGAGACGUCAAUGUCAUAGAGGCGUUGCUUGCCAGUAAAAAGCUGGAUCCAAACGAGAAAAACCUCUCUGAAUGGACUCCUCUGCUCUACGCUGCCUAUCUUGGACACCAUAACGUCUGCACCGUACUCAUCGAGGCUGGAGCAAGGGUAUAUGUUCUUAUGGAUAGUUCUGAUGAAAGAGCACUACUACCCACCGACGAUUGCAAUCACAAAGGUCAGACACCUCUUAUGAUGGCUUCUUCCUGCGGAAAUCUACAGGUAGUUCGCCUAUUGAUCGAACAAGGUGCCAGCGUGAACCGGGCAGACAGUCGGGAUCGUCAAGCUCUACACUAUGCAGCUUCAUAUCCAAAUGCUGCAGAUGUCGAUGGUGUCACUCCUUUAAUGGAAGCCUGUGCAAGCGGUCAUGAACUCACAACACUUAGCCUUCUGGAAUAUGGAGGCGACCCGUAUUUGAAGAACAAUCGUGGAGAAGAUUGUCAUGCUGUUGCCGGCGAAGAAUCUAAGAUCCAGCAACUACUCAACGAGCAUAUCCAACGACGAGCAGCUACUGCUUUUUCUUCAGAGUCACCACGGACAUCGAGAAAACCGAGGACAUUGGAAGAACUGCUGCAAGACAUGAACCUUGCUCGACUCGUCGACAAGUUCAAAGCUGAAAACAUCGAUCUGAACUUGUUCUUCGAUCUUACUGAUAAGGAUUUCGAAGAAAUGGGUAUAGCAUAUGGGCCAAAGAAGCGCAUGCUGACUGUGAUUGACCGAUACCGUAAAAGUGGUCAGAUCUCAUGUGAACCUUUAGAAGUUGAAGUUGUGCCUCCACCUCCGUAUACGACGGCCGAAGAUGGCAGUCAGAAAGAAAUGAUCGUUUCAAUGAGAUAUAUUCGUCAAAUGAACGACAUGACCAAACAGUUAGCCAUGGAGGCUCUGGAAGUGGCCCGGCGCUCCAAUAAUGGCGAUGUGUACGUGAAAUAUUUUUUCAAAAAUGUACCAAAUUCACUCCAUUCAUUAAAAGAAGAAGAAAAUCUAGAUCUAUCAAGGAGAGAGUCCUCAGCAUUUUUUUGA